This is a messenger RNA of Myripristis murdjan (pinecone soldierfish), 2019 nucleotides long. RefSeq lists its product as uncharacterized. Gene Ontology annotation, molecular function: zinc ion binding; nucleic acid binding. NCBI's taxonomy places the organism in Eukaryota, Metazoa, Chordata, Actinopteri, Holocentriformes, Holocentridae. The coding region runs from base 232 to 1806 and encodes 524 amino acids. The record is from RefSeq and is a predicted model, not a curated record. The transcript is spliced from 2 exons.
GUAGGUAAAGCACAGGAAGUUUGUAAUUCUCUGUCAAUAGAGGACAGUCUAAAUUAUGACAUUGUGAAAGCCACUGUCCUACGGGCCUAUGAGUUAGUGCCUGAAGCCUACAGGCAAAAAUUUAGAAAGUGUGAAAAAAAUGCCACCCAGACAUUUGUAGAGUUUGCGAGGGAAAAGGGAGCGCUUUUUGAUAAGUGGUGCCAGGCCAGUAAAGUGAACACUGUGGAAGAAAUGCGCGAACUCAUAUUAUUGGAGGAAUUCAAAAAUUGUCUUCCGGAAAAAGUUGUUGUCUAUUUGAAUGAACAAAAGGUUGCGUCACUUACCGCUGCUGCUGUGUUGGCAGAUGAGUUCGCUCUCACGCACAAGAGUGUGUUUUCUCCGCCCGGCCGGCGUGAUUCAGGUCCUGUUGACAGGAGAGUUAAAUCUCCCAAAAGUGCGCGUCGUAAUCAGACUGCUGCGCCCGAGGCUCGCGAAUGUUUUUAUUGUCGUGAGCCGGGUCACCUCAUUGCCGCCUGCCCCGUUCUUAAGAAAAAGGAGCAAUCCAAAAAUGCAAAAGGUCCAACUCCUGUGGGUUUGAUACAGACACGAUCUGACUCUGUCCAGCCUUCCAACCUGUCUGAAAAAGAACUGAUAGAUUCAGAUUUUCGGCCGUUUGUAACCCAGGGUUUUGUUUCUUUGGUGGGGGAGGAAAGAAAAGUUCCAGUCACAAUCCUGCGGGACACUGGUGCAAAACAAACCAUCAUUCGUGGAGGUGUCCUGUCUUUUUCAGAGGACUCUUAUUGUGGUGCAGAUGUUUUGGCUUGGGGAGUAAAAAUGAGUGCAGUGCGCGUCCCCUUGCAUUUUGUUGAGCUGUCUUCACGUUUUGUUUCAGGUAAAUUUAGAAUUGCUGUGAGACCUCAGUUACCGAUCGCUGGGAUAGAUGUCAUCUUGGGAAAUGAUUUGGCUGGGAAAAAGGUUUUUCCUGCCCCCGAGGUGACCGAUGACCCAAUUCCCUCUGCAGGUGAUUCUGUGUCGGAUGAGUUGAACUCUCCUCCUGUGUUUCCUGUGUGCGCUGUGACUCGCGCACAGGCCAAAAAAUUCAAAGACUGUGUGGAUUUAAGUGAUUCAUUCAUGAAUGGUUCUGAACCAGUUUGCCAACAGUCCGAGUGUGAGAGCGCUGGCCACAGUGUGUGUGUUGAGCUGCAACCCAAUGAUGAAGGUUUAAAAAUGUCAGUUGAUAGGGAGCAGCUGAUUAGAGAACAGAAAAAUGAUGUAACCUUGUCCUCUUGUUUUUCCCUUGUGAACCAGAAAACCUCAGAUCAAGCUGUGUCUUACUUUCUGGAUGAUGGUGUUUUGAUGCGCACUUGGACCUCUGGUGGUACGCACGAGCCCGUGCGCCAAAUUGUCGUGCCGCAGUCUUUACGGUGUCAAGUUCUGUGUUUAGCGCAUGAUCAUUGUUUGUCCGGACAUCUGGGCAUCAGAAAAACUUAUACCCGUGUCCUCCGGUAUUUUUUCUGGCCCGGACUUAAGUCCGAUGUUGUUAAGUACUGUCGUUCGUGUCAUACAUGCCAAAAAUCAGGUAAGCCAAAUCAGACUAUUCCUGCUGCCCCGCUGAAGCCCAUUCCUGUCGUGGGUGAGCCAUUUGAACAUGUGAUUGUGGAUUGUGUUGGUCCGUUACCCAAAACCAAAUCUGGUCACCAAUACAUCCUCACUGUGAUGUGUGCCGCCACUCGUUUUCCUGAGGCCAUCCCAUUGCGCAGCCUCAAGUCCUGUCUCCGCCAAAGUACUGGCCAUCUUAGAUUUCCCAGCUCCUCAAACGCGUCGUGAGCUCCGUCGGUUUUUGGGGAUGGCUGGAUAUUACCGUGCGUUCUGCAAGAAUUUUGCAGAGGUGACAGCUCCACUGACUGAGUUAGUGAGCCCCAAAAGGCCUUUUGUGUGGUCAGAGGACUGUCAGAGUGCCUUUGAAGCUGCCAAAGCUCUCCUCUGUAGUGCCCCUGUGCUUGCUGCUCCAAACUUUGAUCGUCCGUUUAAGCUGGAUGU